AUGUCUCCUACAACCAGAGAGGUUCUUCAACAAGACGUGUGUUUGAUGGAAAAAUAUAUUCGUUCGGCAGUAGACAUUUUAGGGAAAAUUGAUGAAAUUGUUGAUCCGUGCCAUGACUUUUAUAAAUUUGCCUGUGGUAAAUUUCUUAAAAACGCCUUAAUCCCUAUUGGUGAAAAAUCGGUUUCUUCCUUUACCGACAACAGUGAUAAAGUAAGGCUACAAUUCUACAAGCUUUUGGAAGGGCCUGAUCAUCAUAACGAAUCAUAUUCAUUAAAACUACUCAAAACAGUUUAUAAGUCUUGUAUGAACACAAAACAAAUCGAAAAAGAGGGACUGACUUAUGUGAAAAAGGCGUUUAAGGACCUUGGUGGUUGGCCUGUCGUAGAACCCUACUGGAAUGAAACAAAAUUCGAAUGGACCACUCUUGCGUUUCGUCUUCUGGAAGGCGAAUGGACACGGAGUUUGUUCUUUAUCACCAUUAACGAUCUUGGUUACAAAAAAUCGGGCCCACGCGUACGUAUUAACCCACCUGAUAUGGAUUAUAAAACAUUACAGAUUGGACCUCACAAUUAUGCAGUUAAAGCUUUGUAUAAGUACAUGGUCGAAUUUGCGGUUUUUUUCGGUGCUGACAAAGCAACUGCAACUUCUAAUAUGGAAGAUGUGAUUGAAUUUCAAACUGAAUUUGCAAGGCUGUUGAGUCCAGGUGGAGGGAGUAUAGCUUCGUAUAGAAUUGAGGAAUUACAGAAAUUUGGUCCGAGGUUCCCGUGGUUAAAGUUAAUCAACAAUUUUUUGUUUCCCAUGAAGAUGUUGGUUCCGGAUGAUAGUAUUUAUGUGUAUAAAUCGAGCUUUUUCCGACAGUUAGUACACUUUCUACCUGAAAUUAAAAAGAGAACUCUAGCGAACUAUAUGUUUUCAACAGUUCUUGCAAGCUUGGUUCAAUAUUUGCCAGAAGAAUUUGAAAACAAGUGGAAUAUUUGA
Molecule: messenger RNA, 978 nt
Organism: Zophobas morio
Lineage: Eukaryota; Metazoa; Arthropoda; Insecta; Coleoptera; Tenebrionidae
Product: neprilysin-1-like
Exons: 5
Coding region: 1-978 (325 amino acids)
Biological process (GO): protein processing
Cellular component (GO): plasma membrane
Molecular function (GO): metalloendopeptidase activity
Source: RefSeq, a predicted model, not a curated record